Molecule: messenger RNA, 396 nt
Organism: Trichoplusia ni (cabbage looper)
Lineage: Eukaryota; Metazoa; Arthropoda; Insecta; Lepidoptera; Noctuidae
Exons: 3
Source: RefSeq, a predicted model, not a curated record
AUGAAUUUGUAUGGCGUGAGAAUCUUUUUCUCGGACAAUUUAGGUUUUUUUUUAAUGCUCGACAACUGGCUCGGGAGAAGGCACGGCUCCCUGUCGUUCAGGGUGACGCAGGUGCUGUCGGGGCACGGUUGCUUCGGCAAGUACCUGUGUCGCAUAAACAGGGAGCCGGACGCUCGGUGCCACCACUGCGUCCAUUGCGGGGAGGACACGGCGCAACACACUCUCGCCGAGUGUGCGGCUUGGGAGGAGCAGCGCCGUGUCCUCACAAACGAAGUAGGAGGCGAUCUGUCGCUGCCGGCCGUAGUGCGGAAGAUGGUCGGUAGCGCAGAGUCGUGGGACGCGGUGGUGUCCUUCUGCGAGGACGUGAUGUCGCAGAAGGAAGCUGCGGAGCGGGAG